UGUAUGGUCGCAGCCCAGCUGCUCAUCCACCACAGGAAAGUUUCCUCAGAUGGCAGUGUGACAGCAGGACACGGAGCUCACAGGAUUAACUCCGAAACUCCUAGUCUGGUUUUAUUUAUAAAACAUUUUUUUAUUUUUAUUAUUUGGUACAACUUUACUGAAGGAAUGAAAUUCGCGUCUUCCGGAACCUUUUUCUUUCCUCUCACCGAGAAGGACAUGAAUAGGAAUGAAUAGGAGGGAGCUAACAGGCUAAUUAGCUUGCGUUAGCUCGCUUUUCCAUCUCAACUUUCAACCACGUUUAGACGGUUUUUAUCGUCGUUUAUCUCUUGAGGAAAAAAAAUUACAUUUCAUACAAGAAAACGAGACGCCUGGGAGAAGGUUUUUUUUUUUUUUUUUUAACACAUAAAAACCCUCAUGAAAAUGUGGAGCCGUAAAGAAAUCGCUUUUUGUCACUGGUAUGAAACUCAACGUGAGGAGGUGGUUUGAUUGAAUAAUGCUGCGGGAAAUGAGCAUUGGAAGCAUCAAUGUAUAUGACUACCAAGCAGCAAAAGUGAACCCUGUUAACUUGUCCUGAGGGUGAAAAGAUUCAUCUGAAUAGAUUCGCCAUUUUGCUGAGUACUUUAUCCUGUCCAACAAUGGCGGACAGAUGCAUGCGCUUCCUGCAGUGAUGUCUGUGCAGUGAGUACUGGCUUGCUUUGUAGUCUGCUUGCUAUGCUGGCCCUGGGAGUGGACUAUGACAAACCAGGAGGACGAGGUGGAGGAAGAAGUGCAGGUGCUGCAUGCCAGUUGCCUGUUUCAGGGAGAGCGUUGGCACGGGAGUCCGGCGUCGGUAUCAAGCAAAAGAUCUCUCAGUGGGAGGGUUUCAGCCAGCAGGAGGACUCGCACGGGGGGAGGCCCAAUGCCCAGAACACCCCUGCCUCACACCCUCCUUCUGGGGACAUGAGACCUUGCAUUCCCGUGGACAAUAAAAGUGAUGGACUGCGUGGAAAAACAAGCCCGGCUAAAGCCAAAAUCCUGGGUUUGGAUUUCAGUGAAAACCAAACCAUGCACAGACCGUUUACAGCGGGACGGAAAUCCGAACCCGAGCACAACCAACCACUUUUAUACGAGGGUAUAACUUCGACUCCCAGGACUAAGUCUUCACCAGGCCUGACCCGAGCACAACAUCCUGUAAACAAACGGGAUGCUUCAAAGCAGACAAUCCAUUACAGUGCCAUUGACCAUGUCACUGCCGAGGAUACGGGAUUGCUGCACAAAGGUGACGAAGACCCCGAUGACUCGCUGCCUCCUGGGAAUUUCUACACCUCUCGGGGCUUUUGGAGGCGACUGGAGGGCGAGGAUUCUCCUUGGAAGAAUGAGAAGGAAUCCUCACCCGUGUCUAAGCAUCUUAUCUCGGUGGGUGCUGAAAUGACCCGGCAGAAUCCCAACACACCACCACCUAAACCACAACGCACAUUCCAGUACCAAGGAGCCAACAACACAUCUACGAAUUUAACGCAACGGGAAAAGACGAAUUCUCCCCUGAGCCUAUCACAGCAGCUCAGAAAGCGUGAUGUCAUGCGCCCACCCAGUGUCCCGCCUCCACCAUUUCCUGUCGCCACUGGAAACGGCAUUUCAAGAAACAGAAAAAACAGGAAAUCAUUCGAAUUCGAGGACGUGGUCCAUUGGACGGCUCAGCAGGGGUCCAGAGAGACGGAGUCACGCCGCUCGGGGCUGUACCACACCCGAUCACAAGACAGCGUUUACGAAGACAUCAUCUCGGACGUGUUAAGGGAGAACCCAUAUGAAGACAUCAAAGUGUCUCCGAUGUGUCUUCCUAUCAUGCGGUCCCGAAACUGGACCAUUGCUCAGAGAUGGACGCCGUGCUCUCCGAAGUUGCCGCAGAAACCCCUCACAUUACAAGCCGAUGCUGACAGGCUACACGAGGCCUACAAGCAGACUGCGACGCCACAGCUCCAAACGUCAAACGUGAACACGCCUAAGCCAUCAGCAACAAAGCAGGCUACUGCCUACAGAACACCGCGGCAGCCUCAUUAUGUGAGCAGGAUCGAGGAGAUCUUCCAGGCCAAGAGAGGCAAAAAGAGAGUGAAAAGCCAGACAAGUGCCAGCAAAGAGGAAUUGAGUGGAACAGAAAGCGAUCCAGAGGAGAGCACUAAAAAAGGUGGCUCCCAGCGCUUGGUCUAUGUGCAGUCCACUUUAAAGAGGAGGCCAGGGUAUCGCACCCUGGAGAGAGAUCUCAUCCAGCUGCAGCAGCAACAACUCUUCCAGCUGUUCGUUGUGGUGUCCCUUAGAAAACGCUCCCCCGGAAAUGCGUAUUACCCAGAGAUCACACAACAGUUCCCAACUAAGUUUGAGAAGACUUCCCGGAUGUCUCGUGAGACCGAGGACCGGUUGAAAGCCAUUCCUAACUUCUGCUUCCCUGAUGCUCAGGACUGGAGACCAUCUGCAGAUAUCAACAGUGAAACCUUUUCAUUCGUUCUGACCGGAGAAGACGGGACGCGAUGGUUCGGUUAUUGUCGGAAAAUCUUGCCCUCCGGAAAGGGGAAGAGGCUGCCUGAGGUUCACUGCAUCAUCAGCAGGCUUGGUUGCUUCAACUUGUUUUCAAAGAUCCUAGAGGAGGUGGAGAGGAGAAGAGAGAUCUCUCCUGCUCUCGUCCACCCAUUCAUGCGCAGCGUCAUGGAGGCUCCGUUUCCUGCUCCAGGACGCACCAUCACUGUGAAGAGCUUUCUGCCCGGCUCUGGCAACGAGGAGCUGACUCUAUGUCGGCCGGUGGACUCACGACUGGAGCACGUGGAGUUUGAGACCCUGCUGCGGUGUCUGAGCGUGAGCAGGCUGCUGCAGGUUUUCGCCUCACUGUUGCUGGAGAGGAGAGUCAUCUUCAUCGCAGAUAAACUCGGCACCUUGUCUCAGUGUGCACACUCAGCACUUGCUCUCCUCUACCCUUUCACAUGGCAGCACACCUUUGUGCCCGUGCUACCUGCUAACAUGCUGGACAUUAGCUGCUCUCCAACUCCCUUUGUCAUGGGAGCGUUGUCUCCGUCCCUCGACCAGCUGUUGGAUUUGCCCAUUGAGGAGGUGCUCAUUGUGGACCUGUGUGCGGACAAGUUCGUUGUGCAGAUGGGAGAUGAGGACUGCAUCCUCCCCAGUAAGCUUCAGGCAGCCCUGCAGGAAGUCCUGGACUGUCGGGAGGAGAUGCUGGAGCACAGUAAAAACGACAGGAAGGGAGAGGAGUGCAGCCUGAGUGCGCUGGUGUCCGAGACGUUUGUGAGAUUCUUCGUGGAGCUGGUGGGCCAUUACCCGCAACACAUCCACGAGACGGGAUACAACGGCGUCCGCGAGCUCAACAGAGACACUUUCAGAAAGUCACAUCCGUCCCGAGGCGUCCGUCAGUUCCUCCAGCUGUUUAUGGACACGCAGAUGUUCGCCGGCUUCAUCCAGGACCGAGAGCUCCGCAAGGGCGGAGUCAAGGGCCUGUUUGAAGUAAGAACAGCAGAAUAUCUCUCCUCCUUUCCUGAGCCUGAACCCAGCGGUGUCAACAAAUUUCUCAAGGGUCUCGGGAACAAAAUGAAGUUCUUACAGAAAAAGUGACGGAUUGCCUAAGCAGAGGAGGAAAAAAGCCUAAUGUGGCGUGCAGGGUGAGUUUGAGCGCUGAGAGGAGAGCUGUGAGUCACCGCACCGAUCGUUUGCCUCAGAGAAAAACCCGACUGGCUGGGUGGAGACGAGAUCGAGCCUGGACCGGGGUGGUUUCGCCCUGACAGGAACGCCUGUGCGAUGCUUAAAAGAUGGUAAAAAAAAAAGGAAAUGGAGUAUUAUGAUUAUUCAAAAGAAGAGAAAGACUGUAGGCCUGGGAGAAAAGUGUUGUGGUUAAAGCUGUUUGUUUUAAGAGUAAAGGAUCAGUCGGAAAAGUAUUUUUAUUUUUUUACACUUUCCAGAUUGGAAAGUAGUAUUUCAAAUUAAAUGCACCUGAAAUCAAGAAAUGGUUUUCCAUUUUUUUUCAGAGCUGAUGUAUUUAUACGUGUAAUAAUAAUAUUAAUACCUCUGAGGCACACUGAUUUGCUUCUUUCUGUCUGUAAUUUUACCUUUUUUUCCAUUCUUUUUUUUUAAGCGUUUGUGAAUAAAGUGUACAAAAAAUGUUUUAGAUGCUUUACAUGUUAUAGAGGUUUACAUGCAUAAUAACCAGAAAGUGUUUUGCCCUGUGUUCAAAUAAAUGACCUUUGCUGAAAACUGAAA
Messenger RNA from Silurus meridionalis, 4230 nucleotides. It is a transcript of the gene dennd2c, whose product is annotated as DENN/MADD domain containing 2C. The coding region runs from base 712 to 3588 and encodes 958 amino acids. The record is from RefSeq and is a predicted model, not a curated record. The transcript is spliced from 19 exons. NCBI's taxonomy places the organism in Eukaryota, Metazoa, Chordata, Actinopteri, Siluriformes, Siluridae.